This is a messenger RNA of Parnassius mnemosyne (clouded apollo), 963 nucleotides long. The record is from the annotation of a GenBank genome assembly. NCBI's taxonomy places the organism in Eukaryota, Metazoa, Arthropoda, Insecta, Lepidoptera, Papilionidae.
AUGUACAAGUUGUGCGGUUGUAAAGGGACCUCAAAUUCGUCAUUGAAAUUGUACAAUGUUGGUGCACCAUGGGAGAGGAUAGCCAUUGACGUUGCGGGGCCGUUUCCAGAAACUGAAAGUGGUAACAAGUAUUUCAUGGUUGUGAUGGAUUACUUCACUAAGUGGCCAGAAGUCUUCGCCAUUCCAAAUCAAGAAGCUUCAACCGUUGCAGAUAAACUAGUUCAUGAAGUCUUCUGUCGUUUUGGAGUACCUUUAGAGAUUCACAGCGAUCAAGGAAAGAAUUUUGAGUCACAAAUAUUCCAGGAAACUUGCCGAGUUAUGGGUACUCAGAAAACACGAACAACUUCUUACCACCCACAAUCUGAUGGAAUGGUAGAAAGAUUUAAUCAGACAUUGGAGAGGUACCUAGCAAAGGUUGUGGAAAAACGGCAACGAGACUGGGACAGGCACAUACAACCGUUUUUGUUGUCAUAUCGAAGCGCUGUUCACGAAAGUACAUCAGUGACACCAGCUUUCGCAAACUUUGGGAGAGAAUUGCGGCUGCCUGCAGACCUGAUCACCGGAAUACCACCUGAUGCCCCACGCAGUAUAACCGAUUAUGCAAAUGACUUGCGGAACAAAAUGAAUGACAUUUAUGAGCACGUCAGACAGACGGGCCAGCAAACGUCUGAGAAGAUGAAAACACGGUAUAACCGCAAAAUGAACAACAAGGGGUUUGAUGAAGGUUCACUAGUGUGGUUACACAAUCCAGCUCGCAGCAAAGGGAAAUCUCCUAAGCUUCAAGCUAAAUGGGACGGACCGUACCGGAUUGUGACAAGGAUCAAUGACGUAACCUACCGGAUACAGAAAGGUGUCAGAGGUACUCCUAAGAUUGUCCAUGUGGAUCGACUGGCGCGUUAUUAUGGGGCCAAUAAUGCUCGGGACGAGCAUGUCUUAGGAGGGGGCAGUGUUACGCGCCACUAA